UUGUUUUGGAAUGGGAAAGCGCAAGUCUCGAAAGAAGCCUAUUCAGAAACCAAAAAAGCCAACACUUGAUAAAGUUUUCAACUGCCCUUUUUGUGGACAUGAAAAGACAGUAGACUGUACCAUUUCCAAGUCAAAGGGAAUUGGUUCGGUUUCCUGUAGAGUUUGUCAAGCCUCUUAUACAGCAGAAGUUACACACUUGGAUGAAGCUGUAGACGUAUAUGCCGAAUGGAUUGAUAAAACUGUCCAAGCUAAUAGUUGAGAAUCACGAGUAAUGACGAACAAGAGACUUGUGUGUGUACCUCACACAACAGUUGGUUGACUUGAAAAUAACUCAUCGCCACCUUUAGAAUAUUCCAAAACUAAAUGCCUGCCAUAGAAAUGGGUAUCUUUCAAAGAUUGC
Molecule: messenger RNA, 400 nt
Organism: Galdieria sulphuraria
Lineage: Eukaryota; Rhodophyta; Bangiophyceae; Galdieriales; Galdieriaceae
Exons: 2
Coding region: 11-259 (82 amino acids)
Biological process (GO): transcription elongation by RNA polymerase II
Cellular component (GO): transcription elongation factor complex
Molecular function (GO): RNA polymerase II complex binding
Source: RefSeq, a predicted model, not a curated record